AUGUCUCGCACUGCUUUCAUCCUCCUGUCAGCUUUACUGCCAGCAAUCCUUUCAACUGACGUCAAUAAUAAUCUUGAACAGCAUUCAAGAUCAAAACGUCUAGCCAUUCACCCGUCGCAAUGGAGUACACAUCUCUGGCCGGGUGGUGUAGUCCCGUACGAGAUUGCUCCCCAUUAUGACAACUGGGAACGAAAUGUUAUUCUCUCGGGAAUGGCCGAAUUCCCAAAGCACACCUGCAUUACGUUUCGACCUCGACACGCUGGAGAUCGGUACUAUUUGACGAUUAACAAGUACUAUAACCUUGAAAGGUGUUUCUCUUACAUUGGUCGUCAAACGACGCACCUUUUCCGUACUCCAGAAGGGAAUGUCGAGACCCGUAUGCGACUCGACCCAAGCUGCCUUAGAUUCAAUGGCCGUGGUACUGUAAUGCAUGAAUUGAUGCAUAUCAUUGGUUUCUAUCAUGAGCAUCAAAGGGACGAUCGCGAUCCACGGAUUUCAGGCAGCCCCACGCAUUACAACUUUAAGAUUUAUCCACGAUGGUCGACCUAUUACAUGGGAAAAUACGACCCAACUUCAAUUAUGCACUACAACUUCCCCGGUAUCGUCUAUCCCCGCACGUACUUCAGUGUCAGCGACAUUCUGCGUAUAAACACCUUGUACCGCUGCCCACAGGUAUUCUUUGCCCUUAGUUUCUUAGUUCCUAGUUCCGAGUAG
Molecule: messenger RNA, 714 nt
Organism: Cooperia oncophora
Lineage: Eukaryota; Metazoa; Nematoda; Chromadorea; Rhabditida; Trichostrongylidae
Source: the annotation of a GenBank genome assembly